AGGCUUGAUGAGUAACCAGCAUAGGGAUAUUUUUUUUGUUCUUAUUAUUUUCCCCUCUUGCAGUGCAUUUACAACAAAUCACUGGGAAUUUGUGAACCAUGCCUUAAACUGUAGAUGAAGUUUGAUAGCUAGAGGAAUCCAGAUGUGAGUCAGAUGCUAAGAACUGGAAGAGAGAAGGAAGGGAGGGACCCGACUACUUGCAAAUAAGGAAGAGGCAAUCUACAAAUGCAUGUGUUUCCUUAUGCAGUUCUAACCUGAAGGAGGAACUUCCUAAUACUUACCGAUGAAAGAGACCAUGUAUUUUGUUUUGUUUGGCUGUUUCCCACAAAGAUUUUAAUCAAUCAGGGACAUACAUGCCUCGCACUUACACAAUAACGUAGGAGACAAAGGCUCAAAUGUUCAUUGUUAUUGCAGGCUGUGUACUGUUAAGGGCUGUUAUUCCAUGGCAAUCCUGAGAACCACAUGUGCACCACCUUGGGUUCCAUAAUAGAAGAAAGAUGGGGUAUAAAUCUGAACAAAGACAGAAAGGAAUGUGCCUCUGUAUUUGAAAGAAUUUUCCUGUGUCAGCAGCAGAAGCAGCUGCUGCUACCACCAAGAAACAACAUCCUGAAGGAACAAUGGGGGACAAGAAGAAGAGGAUUAGCCUUCCAGCCAAGUUAAUUAACGGAGGUGUAGCAGGACUUGUGGGAGUGACUUGUGUUUUCCCCAUUGAUUUGGCCAAAACCCGUCUCCAGAACCAACAAGGACAAGGAGUCUACACUGGAAUGAAAGAUUGUUUGGUGAAGACUAUUAACUCCGAGGGGCUCUUCGGCAUAUAUCGAGGGGCUGCUGUAAACCUGACUCUUGUCACUCCUGAAAAAGCAAUCAAGUUGGCAGCCAAUGAUUUUUUCCGACACUUGCUCUCCCAGGAUGGAAAAGAAUUGACAUUAGUGAGGGAGAUGCUUGCUGGCUGUGGAGCAGGGACUUGCCAGGUGGUGGUCACAUCUCCAAUGGAAAUGUUGAAAAUCCAGCUCCAAGAUGCUGGACGGCUAGCUGCUCAUCAGCAGAAGACCUUGGGGAAGAAUGGGCUAGGGGCAGCCACCUUCCAUCCACCACCAGGACAGCCUUAUGCAGCCACGUCCACAGCAGCCUCCGAACGCCCCUCUGCCACCAUGAUUGCCGGAGAUCUCCUGCGCACUCAAGGACUAGCAGGCUUGUAUAAAGGGCUGGGAGCCACCUUGCUCAGGGAUGUGCCCUUUUCCAUUAUAUAUUUCCCACUCUUUGCCAACAUCAACAAGCUGGGGCAAGUGAAUCGUGAUGAAAAAGCCUCUUUCUUGCAUUCAUUCAUGUCUGGCUGUGUGGCAGGAUCUGUGGCUGCAGUGGCAGUGACCCCACUAGAUGUUCUAAAAACCCGAAUUCAAACUCUCAAGAAAGGUCUGGGAGAGGACACCUACAAUGGGAUCAUUGACUGUACCAGGAAGGUCUGGAUUCAUGAGGGCCCUACUGCCUUCAUGAAAGGAGCAGGAUGCCGUGCACUGGUGAUAGCUCCUCUUUUUGGCAUAGCCCAAGGGGUGUAUUUCAUUGGCAUUGGAGAAUAUAUCAUGGGUUUUUUAAAGUAGUACACAUUCAAAAAUAUACUGAUCAUAGAUAAAGACUGCAAAAGUUCUGUGGCACUGACUACUGAAAGAGAAAUGGAAUCAUACUGUAAAAUUUUGUUUGGCUAUGAACCACCAGUCUACUACUGUCCAGGAAGAUGACCUAAAAAUGCCACUGCCAAGCUUACCAUUAUUUCAUUAUCUAAAACAUUCUCUGUAUUCUGGAGAUGACUAGUGCCAAAGGAUGUGCUUUGAAAAGGAAUGGGUUGCAAGUGCUAUUUCCCACUUAGACCAAAAGCUACUUUUAAUACUUUGUAAACAGUACAACCCUUUGGAAGCUGGUCUUCUACUUACAGGAAGGUAAACAAAUUUGAACUAGGACUAUCACUGACCAUUGUAGAACAAGAGCCGAUGACUUUCUCCCAGCUCUGCUACCAGAGUUCAACUAGAGGUUGAAUCUGGGGCACCUACCCAUAAAGCAUAUGCUACAAGACGAUGUAUGGAGUCCUUCCUAGUGCUGCCUGGUGCAAGUUCUGCCCUUUGCUUCCAGCUCCAGGGCAAACACAUUUAUAAGUAUUACUGCUUUGUUUUUAUGACUUGUGUGCUGUAAAGGUGCUUCUACAAUAGCACUUUAGUUGUAGCCAAACUUUUGCUAGCCUAACCCAAAACGUGCUGCACAUUAGCAAUCAACCUGUGAUUAGCUCAGCAAUGCAAAUGGAUGUUCAUGAACCAUCUCCCCAACAGACCAUAACUGGAAGACAAAGAAAGCAAACCAUCGGUCUAAGCUGACUGUUUAAACCAGGCCUGGUGACACCCCUCCAGGCCUCUUUGGCCCAUAGGACUUUCCCCAGGAUCACCCCCUCACUCGUAUUAAUGUCUGCAAUGCAUCCUUGAGCUUUGAUAAUGCCUCUUGCUUGGCAGGAUGAAGGCAGGUAUGGAAGCCUCUUGACUUCUGCAUGGCUGGAAUGUAGCCUCCUUUACAAAGGUAAGAGCUGCAUCCGUUGCCCUGCCUGCUUUUGCCUCUAUCUGCACCCAUUAUUGGCAUGUGACCCUCUGAAAGUUACUCAGAAAGGAAUACAGCUCUUUGGCUGAAAAAAGUUCCACACUCCUAGUUUAAACCCAUAAUCACAAAGUAGCACUUCUACAGGUAUUAGCAACCACCAUGCCAGACACACCAGCUUGCUAUAUCCUUCCAAGUCAUGGACUCUAGCUUCUAGUUGUCCAAUCCACUCAGUUCUUGAUAACCUUGAGAAUUCAUUUCUCCCCCUUCAAAUGUGUAGUCUUCACCAUUGCACAGAAAAUCCUGAAAGUGGCAAUAGCAAAGUAUGCCAAGGAUUGCAUAAAUAGGUGACACCUGGCAUGGAACUUCCAUUGGGCAGUAAAAACAUCAGUCUCUUUCCUUUUUCCAUAAAGAAGCUAGCAGAAGGGCUGUACCAAUCCAACAACCUCAGGCAAAAGAACCUGAUUGUAAACAUGUUUCUUGAUGGAGGGAGAAAUCAUGCAAUAGAUCAAAAGCUUUUGAAUUAUAAUAGAAGGCUCCUCAAGGAAGAAGUUUAUAGUUUAUAAUGCAUUAGAUUGCUGUAGUAAAACAUUUUAGUAGAACUUAUGGAUUCUUAUGCUUGGGCCACU
This is a messenger RNA of Rhineura floridana, 3203 nucleotides long. RefSeq names its product solute carrier family 25 member 18 (gene SLC25A18). Gene Ontology annotation, biological process: L-glutamate transmembrane transport; malate-aspartate shuttle; aspartate transmembrane transport. The transcript has 12 exons. Bases 618 to 1598 code for a protein of 326 amino acids. The record is from RefSeq and is a predicted model, not a curated record. Gene Ontology annotation, molecular function: L-glutamate transmembrane transporter activity; L-aspartate transmembrane transporter activity. NCBI's taxonomy places the organism in Eukaryota, Metazoa, Chordata, Lepidosauria, Squamata, Rhineuridae.